GUGAUGUCUGUGCUGUUUGCAGCAAGCUCCCAGACCCUGUGGUGACCUGGCCAACCACUGACUGACUAAAAGUGAGUCUUCUUUUGCCCAGUGCCAUCCAGCAAAAUGUCUGGAAAGGCAGGAACUGGAGAAUGGUUUUAGAUACCAUGUCUGCUCCGAGUGUCAACCCUGUCCCAUCUGCACCACCUUCUUAUGAGGAAACUGUAGGAAUCAAUAUGAACUACCCUCACCCUUAUCCUGUUCCUGACCCUGGAGUGAAGCCAGAUGUGAAGGGAAUGAACCCUCCCCCAUACAUGGGACAGCAUGCACCAGCAAAUAACCCCAUUAGAGUUCAGACGGUGUAUGUGCAGCAACCAGUGGUGUUCUAUGACCGUCCUGUUCAGAUGUGCUGCCCCUCCUGCAACCAGAUGAUAGUGACACGUCUCUCCUACGAGGCAGGAGCUCUGACCUGGCUGUCCUGUGGUGGCCUCUGCCUGCUGGGGUGUAUAGGAGGCUGCUGCUUGUUUCCAUUCUGCAUUAAUGCUCUCAAGGACGUGGAUCACACCUGUCCGAACUGCAAUACUCUUCUUGGUGCUUACAAACGUUUCUAGGCAGUGUUAAAACAUUGAUUGAUGAAGUUGGUUAGCACCUCUGCAAGCCCUCUCUGAAGCUUCAUAUGGAGACUGCUCGUUUCUGUGCAUCUUGUCACUGGAAACCAAUAAAAAGUAAUGUUUCUUACUAGGUUGUUUGAAAACAAGUUUGCCUGAGGGGAUUUUCACUUAGGUCUGUAAAAAGUCUACAUAAUCUGUAUGGGCCAGUCAGUCCAGCAGCAGCUGAGAGCAAGGGAACAUUUCCCUUUUUGCUUUAUGCAAAACAGGUUGGUGAUGCUCUGCAGGUAAUCUUAUCUCAGUCAUGUUGCACGUUGUUCUUGCUGCAGUCUCAGCACAGACCAAGAGGAGGAUGCCUAUGGAGAACUCUUUAGGCUCAUGCUUGGUGUCAAUGCUUUGGCAACAGCACUGUUUACACACUGGCAGGGAGUUGCCUCAGAGACAGGUGCCCUUCUUUGACAAAAGAAAUUAUUUGCUGGCAUCUUUUCAUGAGCACUAGAAUUCACUUUAAAACUUGGAAGAGAACCAAACCUAAAGGCUUCUUCCUUCUUGGAGGUUGCUUUACCAAAUGGACAACUCAGGUUAUUGUGCAUCAGUGGUGAUUGAAUCCAGUAUCUGAAUUUUCUUACCAAUUUAAAGUCUCUAAUCUGCAGUAAAGGUGUUCACACAGGAAUUUUUAAGAGAUACUUGUCCAAUGUUUGGCUGGAGUUUUUUUUUACCAUCGACUGCAAGUCUGUGAAGUGUUCUCUUCAUCCGAGAGAGCCUUGGUUAUAGCAUUGGAAAACUUCCUUGUAUAUCUGUAUAAGUCAUCUGAUAGAUCAUACACAAACCUCAGCCUUUCUUAAGGCUUGAAUUCUGCCUGAAAAACAUUAGAUAAAGGACCUGGGCUUCUAACUGUUGAUCUGCUUGUUAAUUACUAUUUCUUCAUUAAGAAGGCUAAAUAAAUGUUUGUUAAGGAGUUUCUCUGACUUGUACUAUGAUUUUUUUUAAAUGAAAUAAAAGAUAAAUUUUGUUUUCAGA
Messenger RNA from Manacus vitellinus (golden-collared manakin), 1607 nucleotides. RefSeq names its product lipopolysaccharide induced TNF factor (gene LITAF). NCBI's taxonomy places the organism in Eukaryota, Metazoa, Chordata, Aves, Passeriformes, Pipridae. The record is from RefSeq and is a predicted model, not a curated record. Gene Ontology annotation, molecular function: zinc ion binding. Gene Ontology annotation, biological process: regulation of cytokine production. The transcript is spliced from 4 exons. Bases 132 to 590 code for a protein of 152 amino acids.